This is a messenger RNA of Loxodonta africana (African savanna elephant), 3873 nucleotides long. It is a transcript of the gene FKBP15, whose product is annotated as FKBP prolyl isomerase family member 15. Gene Ontology annotation, molecular function: peptidyl-prolyl cis-trans isomerase activity. Gene Ontology annotation, cellular component: growth cone. The record is from RefSeq and is a predicted model, not a curated record. The transcript has 28 exons. Lineage: Eukaryota; Metazoa; Chordata; Mammalia; Proboscidea; Elephantidae. Bases 158 to 3832 code for a protein of 1224 amino acids.
ACGCCUUCUCCAGAACCUCGGCUCCUCCGGGCCGGCCGACCCUGCGACCGUUCGCUGCCGGAAAACAGUACGCCACCGCGGCAUUUUACGACGACGGCGGUGACAGGGCUUUGAAAAAUCCCGACUGCCUCCCCGCAGCCGGGCGAAACCCGGUGCGAUGUUCGGUGCAGGUGACGAGGACGACACAGACUUCCUCUCGCCCAGCGGCGGUGCCAGAUUGUCCUCUCUCUUUGGAUUAGAUCAGGCAGCUACUGGCCAUGGAAAUGAAUUCUUCCAGUACACAGCCCCAAAGCAGCCUAAGAAAGGCCAGGCAACAGCAGCGACAGGAAAUCAGGCAACACAGAAAACAGCACCAACUACAACAGGCAGUUCCACAGCACUGUUCGCAGCAGCGGUCCAUGCAUAUAGAUACAUAAAUAGCCAAUAUGUGAAGCAGGGCAAACUUGGUGCUGCGGUCCUGGGGAAUCACACAGCCAGAGAGUAUAGGAUUCUUCUUUAUAUCAGCCAGCAACAACCAGUUACUGUUGCAAGGAUUCACCUGAACUUUGAGCUAAUGGUUCGGCCUAAUAACUAUAGCACCUUUUAUGAUGACCAGAGACAAAACUGGUCCAUUAUGUUUGAAUCAGAAAAGGCUGCUGUGGAGUUCAAUAAACAGGUGUGCAUUGCCAAGUGUAACAGCACCUCUUCCCUGGAUGCAGUGCUCUCACAGGACCUCACUGUAGUAGAAGGCCCUUCUGUAGAAGUUGGAGAUUCUUUGGAAGUGGCAUAUACUGGCUGGCUCUUCCAGAAUCAUUCGCUAGGCCAGGUUUUCGACUCCACUGCUAACAAAGACAAGCUGCUUCGUCUGAAAUUAGGAUCAGGAAAAGUCAUCAAGGGCUGGGAGGAUGGAAUGCUGGGCAUGAAAAAAGGAGGAAAGCGGUUGCUUAUUAUCCCUCCGUCCUGUGCUGCUGGCGCUGAAGGGGUAAUAGGAUGGACUCAAGCAAAGGACUCAAUCCUGGUGUUUGAGGUGGAGGCUAGGCGGGUGAAGUUUGCCAGAGAUUCUGGCUCUGAUGGGCACAGUGUUAGUUCCCGGGAUUCCGCGGCCCCCUCUCCCACACCUAGUGCUGAUAGCCUCUCUGUUGAUCCUGCUGUGUCACCGCCCACAUCUGUGCCUUUCAAAUCAGGGGAGCCAACUCUUCGUACCAAAUCUAACUCCCUCAGUGAACAACUUACAGGAAGUCCGAAUCCUGAUACAGUCAAGGCCAAGCUGAUCUCUCGAAUGGCUAAAAUGGGCCAGCCCAUGCUGCCCAUCCUUCCACCUCAGCUGGAUUCCAAUGAUUCAGAAAUUGAAAAUGUGAACACUCUGCGAGGGGCCGGGCAGCCCACGGUGACUCCGUCCAUCCAGCCCUCUCUUCAGGCAGCCCAUCCAGUGUUACCACAGAUGACCUCACAAGCGCCUCAGCCAUCCGUUUCUGGGCUCCAAGCGCCUUCUGCUGCCUUAAUGCAAGUUGCAUCUCUCGAUUCCCAUUCAGCUGUAUCUGGAAAUGCCCAGUCCUUUCAGCCCUAUGCAGGUAUGCAAAGCUACACUUAUCCCCAGGCAUCAACUGUCACUUCCCAGCUGCAGCCUGUUCGGCCCUUGUAUCCAGCACCACUCUCUCAGUCACCCCAUUUUCAAGGAUCAGGUGACAUGGCUUCAUUUCUCAUGACUGAAGCCCGGCAGCAUAACACUGAAAUACGAAUGGCAGUCAGCAAAGUGGCUGAUAAAAUGGAUCAUCUCAUGACCAAGGUUGAAGAGUUACAGAAGCACAGUGCCGGCAAUUCCCUGUUCAUUCCCAGCAUGUCAGUUACAAUGGAGACAAGCAUGAUUAUGAGCAACAUCCAACGGAUUAUUCAGGAAAAUGAAAGAUUGAAGCAAGAGAUCCUUGAAAAGAGCAGUCGAAUAGAAGAACAGAAUGACAAGAUUAGUGAAUUAAUUGAACGAAAUCAGAGAUACGUCGAGCAGAGUAACCUGAUGAUGGAGAAGAGGAACAACUCACUUCAAACAGCUACAGAAAACACACAGGCAAGAGUUCUGCAUGCUGAGCAAGAGAAGGCCAAGGUGACAGAAGAACUAGCAGCAGCCACAGCACAGGUCUCUCAUCUGCAGCUGAAAAUGACUGUUCAACAAAAAAAAGAAACAGAGCUGCAAGUGCAGCUGACAGAAAACCUAAAGGAGAUAGACCUCCUCAGGGACCAACUCACCAAACUGCAGGCAAAGCUCUCAGAGCUCCAAGAAACUUCCGAAGAAGCACAGUCCAGAUUCAAAAGUGAAAAGCAGAACCGUAAACAACUAGAACUCAAGGUGACAUCCCUGGAGGAGGAGCUGACUGACCUUCGAGCUGAGAAGGAGUCUCUGGAAAAGAACCUCUCGGAAAGGAAAAAGAAGUCAGCUCAAGAGCGUUGUCAGGCUGAGGAAGAGAUAGAUGAAAUUCGCAAGUCAUACCAAGAGGAAUUGGACAAACUUCGACAGCUCUUGAAAAAGGCCCGAGUGUCCACAGACCAAGCCACUGCAGAGAAGCUGUCUCUAGUGCAGACUGAGCUACAGAGCCAGUGGGCAGCAAAAUGUGAACAUUUGUUGGCCUGUGCCAAGGAUGAACACUUGCAGCAGUACCAGGAGGUGUGUGCACAGAGAGAUGCCAACCAACAGAAGCUGACACAACUUCAGGAAAAGUGCUUAGCUCUCCAGUCCCAAGUCACAGCUCUGACAGAGCAAAAUGAACAGUACAUCAAGGAACUAGAGAAUAACAAGUCCCAAAUGUCCGAGAAUGAAGCCACUGCUACAGAUCCCUCAGAGAAGGUCAAGAAGAUCAUGAACCAUGUGUUCCAAUCCUUGCGGGGAGAGUUUGAGCUGGAGGAAUCUUAUAACGGCAGGACUAUUCUGGGAACCAUCAUGAAUACGAUCAAGACAGUGACUCUUCAGCUGUUAAAUCAUCAGGACCAAGAGAAGCGGGGGGAGAGCAGCAGUGAAGAAGAAGGAGGAGGAGGAGGAGGGGAGAGACUUCAGAGAACUUCCCAGGAGCAGUCAGUCUCAGCCAAUUCUGGUCUGUCUCAAGAAUCCCUGAAUAGGGAGAGGCAGGAGUCCCCCACUGUGCCAUUGGAACAGGCAGCCGAGGAAGCCAUCUCUUCACCUCCUCAGGCCCUCCCCAAUCCCCAGGAGGAUGUACAGAGAAGGAAAAGGGAGACCUCAGAAUCACAGGUGCUUUCAGAGUUAAGUGAUGAUGCCCUCCCACCUGAACUGGCUUGCAUUCCUUCCCAGAGAAUUCAGGGGCCUCCAACUCCAAUUUCACCUGAACCUCCAGGCUCUGUAACCGUGGACCCUGAGUGUGAGGAGACACUUGCUGUCAGCCUGAUGGCAGCUAAGUCAGAUGACCCAUUGAGAAAGGCCUUUGUCAGGGAAGUGGUUCCAGAUGGCCCACUGCAAGAGAGCUCCACAAGACCAUCUCUGACUUCAGACCCCAAGAAGGGGCACCCACUGGCCUUAGGGCCUGAAAGCCCAAGAGAGCCUCAGCCUCCAGAGCUCAAUAAAAAAGAGGGUCUCACUAGCUACACUGGUCCCUCUAAGGAGCUGUUGAGCACAGAGGCAGGUUCUGCAGAUCCAGCUGCAGUCCUCAGAUCCAGCCAUGGUUCUCAGCAUUGCAGUCUUUCUGGGGAUGAAGAGGAUGAUCUGUUUAAAGGGGCAACUCUGAAAGUCCCGAGGUCCAAAGAAGAUCCUGAGGAAGAGGAUGAAGAUGAGGUGAGCAUGAAGGGACGCCCGCCCCCAGCACCCCUUUUUGGAGAUGAUGAUGAUGACGAUGACACUGAGUGGCUGGGAUGAAGACCCAGGAAAAACUGAUGCCAAGGUUUCUCUCCCGGCCC